Molecule: messenger RNA, 1320 nt
Organism: Pistacia vera
Lineage: Eukaryota; Viridiplantae; Streptophyta; Magnoliopsida; Sapindales; Anacardiaceae
Product: UPF0481 protein At3g47200-like
Exons: 2
Coding region: 1-1320 (439 amino acids)
Source: RefSeq, a predicted model, not a curated record
AUGGUGAAACAGGACUUCAACAAACAGGACUCGGUAUUGGAAGCAAGUGAAAAUAUAGAGAGAAUUGAUGAUGAUGCGGUGAUUGACAUUAUUGAAGUUGAAGACCCAGGCUCAGAAUUGGAAGCAAGUGAACAAAUGGAAAGACGUGAUGAGGAUGCAGUGAUUGACGUGGGAGACCCGUACUUAGAAUUGGAAACUUCUCUUAUGAAUGAACUGGAAUCUUUGCAUCCUUUAUCUGAAAAAUGCACCAUCCAUCGUGUUCAAGAGAGUGUACGUCGGCUAGAUGAAAAAGCUUACACACCCCAAAUAGUCUCUAUUGGUCCGAUUCAUCAUGGCAAACCAGAGUUAAAAGCAAUGGAAGAGUAUAAAAGGAGAUAUUUACAACAGUUUCUUGAAAGAACUAAUCAGGUGCGCUUGAAAGAUUUUAUAAAAGUUGUAAAGGAAAAUGAAGAAAAAGUGCGUGACUGUUACGCAGAAACCAUUGAAAUUGAUAGUGAUGACUUUAUGAAAAUGAUUUUAACGGAUGCUACUUUCAUUUUGGAGCUUCCAUUCUUCAUUCUUGAAGAUUUGUUUAGGCUAGCCGAUAUAGACAUAUCCUUUGACAAUCAAGAGAAGCCUUCUAUUCUUAAAAUUAUCCAUAAUUUCACCUAUUUUCAUUGGAAACGCUUAGGAAUGGAGGAGAACUUUGAUGAAAGUAAAUAUUCGGGGGUGAAGCAUCUUAUUGACUUUCUAAGAAUUUCUAUUAUACCUUUGAAUCCACAGUUGAAAGAGAGACCAGAAAUUCUAAUAACACCAAGUGUAAAAGAACUACAUCAAGCUGGAGUGAAGUUUCAAUUGGGGUUAAGCAAAAACUUAUUUGAUAUAAGAUUUCGCAAUGGAAUAUUAGAAAUUCCACAAUUCACAGUAUCAAGUUCCCUGGAAAUUGCUUUGAAAAAUCUUUUGGCCUUUGAGAAAAGUCAAUGCCAAGAUAAAUUCUUAAAUGACUAUAUUAUCAUGAUGAAUUAUCUUGUUAACACUCCCAAGGAUGUGGAUAUACUUGUCCAGCAUCAAAUUAUUCGCAAUCCAAUAGGAGAUUGUGAACCGGUGUCAAGUCUAAUUCACCGCCUUAAUCGACGGCCUCGUUUCCGUUCUCGUUUCCUUUAUUCUUCUCUUGUGGAAGAGCUGAACAAGUAUUGCAGAAGACCAUGGCACCAGUGGAUCGCAACCUUAAAACAAAAUUAUUUCAAAACUCCAUGGACGACCGUUUCUGUAAUUGCUGCUACUGUUCUCCUCAUACUCACAGCGAUUCAAGCCAUAUGCUCUAUCCUCCAGGUUCAAUAG